CGAGCUAUCUGAUAAGGUGUGGGUUGGCAAUCGGAACAGAACAAAACAGCACGUGCCGCGGUGAUUUGUAGAGAUUUUUAAUACACUUUCGCUUACCUUACAGCACGGAUUAUGAUACAUUUUGUUCACGUUUCCAAACGGAAUACGCACAACACACGACUUGCCGCGAAAAUAAAAGAAUGUCAGCACAAGAGCUACUCUAUUCUCCUAAAGUAGAAAGAUUUGCCUAACGUCUGGAGGCAGGUUCGCCUUAAGGGUGAGAAGAAGAUAUGAGCUUGACGUGACCUUGAUGGGCGAGACUCGACGCUCAUGGAGUCUAAUGGUCACGACGUCAACGCCUCCUACCACGAUGACGCUGUCUCGUCGGCGUCCGGACUCAUGCUGUUCAGCCAGUGGUUCUCCAGCGUGCACGGCUACGCCAGCGUCAUCGUGUCCAUCUUCGGGGUGUUCACCAACAUCUUCAACAUCACCAUCCUCUCGCGCAGGGACAUGCGCACGCCGACCAACAUCCUCCUCACGUGUCUGGCGGUAUCGGACAUUCUGACGAUGGUCCCGUACAUUCCGUUCGCCAUCCACUUCUACUGUCCGCCGGCGUCGCCCUUCGAGACGCCGUGGAAGUUCACCUACUCGUGGAUCAUGUACAUGCUGUUCAUGGUGAACAUCACCGCCACCACUCACACCAUCUCCAUCUGGUUAGGGGUGUCCCUGGCCGUGUUCCGGUUCGUCCAGAUGCGCUCCACCAGCAGGGGACCCCUCGCCAAAGAGCGGAGGAUCAACCAGGCCAAGGUCAUAUCGCUCAUCGUCUGCGUCGUGUCCUCGCUGGUCCUCAUACCCAACUACAUGACGAACGAGCUCGAGGUGCACACGCUGCCGGACAACACGACGUACUAUGUGAUCAAGGACCUCAAACUGGCCACCAACGAGACCAAGGAGGUGGUGCUCAUUAACGUCGUCACUUACGCUGUGAUCGCCAAAGUCGUGCCCUGUUUUCUGAUGAUCGUCUUCAGUGGCUCCUUAGUCUACACUCUGUCCUUGAAAGGGCGCAGCAGACGCAGGAGGCUCGCCAACACCGGGAAGAAGUCCAAGAAGGAUUCGCGGCAGACAACUACGACCAGGAUGUUGUUGGUCGUCAUUGUGUUGUUCCUCCUCACGGAGUUCCCACAAGGUGUGUUGAUUCUGGCCAGUGCGUCCAUCCCGGGAUUUUACCUGAAUGUUUACUGGCCGCUGGGCGACCUCAUGGACUUCGUGGCGCUGGUCAACAAUGCCAUCAAUUUUGUCCUGUACUGUAUCAUGAGUCAGCAGUUCAGAGCGAGAUUCUUCGAGAUGUACCUGCGCAGGACGGUGACGUUGAAACCCCUCGAGGAAAGCAUGACGACAGAGCGGAUGUAUUUGAAAGAACCAGCGACCAAAAUGACUUCCACAGGGUGAUAAUAAUCAAGAGUGUAUAAAAUAUUACCAAUAUUUA
Messenger RNA from Gigantopelta aegis, 1465 nucleotides. Its product is annotated as G-protein coupled receptor dmsr-1-like. Gene Ontology annotation, cellular component: membrane. Gene Ontology annotation, biological process: G protein-coupled receptor signaling pathway. The transcript has 3 exons. Bases 310 to 1428 code for a protein of 372 amino acids. Gene Ontology annotation, molecular function: G protein-coupled peptide receptor activity. Lineage: Eukaryota; Metazoa; Mollusca; Gastropoda; Neomphalida; Peltospiridae. The record is from RefSeq and is a predicted model, not a curated record.